AUGCAGCCAUCGCGCAUUGCGGUUCCACCUCAUGAGGGUGCAAGUCUCUCGAACACUGCUUCAAGAGAUUCCUACAGAGUGUCAUGGAAUGGAGACAAGGAUCUCGAAAAUCCAAUCAACUGGUCGCCAGCACUUCGUUGGGGUCAAGUUGUCCUGAUAUCCUUGUUAACCAUGAUCACAUCGCUAAGUUCAGACAUGUUAGCACCCGCUGUGCCGAUGAUGAUGAAGUCUCUCAACUCCACCGAUUUGAAGCUAUCAUCGUUUGUAGUCUCCGUUUAUGUUAUCGGCUCGGCCCUCGGUCCUCUGCUCGCUUCUCCUUUGUCAGAGCACUACGGGCGCGCGAAGGUGUACAAUUGCGGCAACAUCAUCUUUCUCGGAAGCAUUGCAGGCUGCGCAUGCAGCGUCAACGUGUCCAUGUUGAUUGCCUUUAGAUUUCUUUCUGGAUUCUCAGGAGUUACCCCUCUUGCUCUUGGAGGGGGUUCGGUCAGUGAUCUUAUGCCAUCCGAGUCCCUAGGCAUGGCAAUGGCAAUAUGGGCACUAGGAUCUCUGAUACCUCCAAGUUUUGCCCCAAUUGCUGGAGGUUACCUGAGUGAAACGCUUGGUUGGAGAUGGAUAUUCUGGGUGAUCGCCAUACCAAUGGCUUUAUUGACAAUCAUUUCACCAUUUUUGCUUCGUGAGACUUAUGGUCCAAUCUUGCUUGAGCGGAAAGCGAAGAGAAUAAGACGACAGACUGGAGAUUGUAACUAUAGAGUUGACCCAGGCACUCAGACCACCUCACAUAGAGCUAUCCUGGAAGCAUUCGCUCGUCCAACCACUCUAUUUCUUAGCUCGCCAAUCAUAUGGAUUCUUGGUACGCAAUCAGCUGUGGUCUACGGAUAUCUGUAUCUUGUUUUCACCACUCUUUCCUACGUCUACCAAGACAGAUACCAUUUCUCUGCUGGGCAGUCCGGCUUAACAUACCUCGGCGAAGCUAUAGGCACUUUGCUCGGAGUUUUCACCGUAGGAGCUGCAUCCGACAAGGUGAUAAAACAACGACAAAAAGCCCAACAGACAUUGAAGCCGGAAAACUGGUUAUGGCCAACGGCCGUUGGCAGUGUUCUUAUACCAAUUGGUCUUUUCUGGUACGGAUGGACGGCCGAAGUCAAAGCGCACCCAGUAGUUCCCUUGGUGGGAUUGGGCAUAUUCGGGUUCGGCAUGAUGUCUGUUUUUCAGCCAAUUCAGGCUUACAUGGUCAAGGCAUUCCCAGUACACGCUGCCUCGGCCAUGGUCGGUGUCAAUCUCUUGCGCAGUCUAGUUGGAGCACUCCUGCCUCUGGGUGGCCAGAAGCUUUACUCGUCUUUGGGUUUAGGGUGGGGAAACAGCCUUCUGGCUUUCAUCGCGCUUGCAUUGACGCCCAGUACAUGGUUCGUGAUGCGUUUUGGCGAGCGCAUCAGAAUUCGCGGAAGCGGUGAAGAGCAAGCAGAGAGGCAAGCAGAUGGACAUGCGGAUGUGCACAUAAACGGGUGAGUAAAAGCUUACUGUGGAUGCGUAGAUACAAGCGAAAUAAGUUUCGCGUAGGCGGCAGGCCAGUGAGAGUCGUUAUGUCUACGGCUGGGAUGAGAGUAUUGAUAGCACAGAAUAUCAUGGCAUUGACGAUGUGAACAUCCAUCUGGAUUUCAUGACCGUGUAUAUAGACGUGGGAGUUGUACAAAAUAGAUAGUACAAGCCGCACUUAAAAACAGCGUAGCGGCAACCAAAUAACAGAGACCUUGCC
Molecule: messenger RNA, 1753 nt
Organism: Aureobasidium pullulans EXF-150
Lineage: Eukaryota; Fungi; Ascomycota; Dothideomycetes; Dothideales; Saccotheciaceae
Product: MFS general substrate transporter
Exons: 5
Coding region: 1-1506 (501 amino acids)
Biological process (GO): transmembrane transport
Molecular function (GO): transmembrane transporter activity
Source: RefSeq, a predicted model, not a curated record